Culex quinquefasciatus (southern house mosquito) is the source of this 3693-nucleotide messenger RNA. RefSeq lists its product as uncharacterized. Gene Ontology annotation, molecular function: aspartic-type endopeptidase activity; nucleic acid binding. The record is from RefSeq and is a predicted model, not a curated record. Bases 1 to 3693 code for a protein of 1230 amino acids. Gene Ontology annotation, biological process: DNA integration; proteolysis. Lineage: Eukaryota; Metazoa; Arthropoda; Insecta; Diptera; Culicidae. The transcript is spliced from 4 exons.
AUGGAGACAGCAGGUGUUCGUUGGGACCAGUUCCCAAAGUUCCCCAAGGACGUUGCUACCACCAAGCUUUGGGAGGAGUGGCAGCAGUUUUAUGAGGACUUCGAGAUGGCAACGGACGUGGCCAAUGUUCGGGAUCCAUACCAGCGCUGCAAAGUGCUCCAGCUUUCUCUCGGCGGUCAGCUGAAAGCGAUUGUCAAGGCCGCGGGUUUGAUACCGUUCUCAAAUUCGGCCGACUGCUACGACACGUUAGUCAAGGGCAUUAACGAACACUUGUUUGACCUGACCGAUUCCGAAGCCGCACAUCAAAAUUUUACGAGCAUGAAACAAGCUCCCGGGGAGUCUGUCGCCGCUUAUCACGCCCGGGUGACUGUGUCGGUUAAGCUCUGCAAGUACAGCGAGGACGAUCGCGGAAGAUUCGUGAGGACGCAAAUGAUAAACGGAAUGGCCAAUAAGCAGCUCGCGAAAGAGGCCAGGACGCACAACUGGACAACCAACUACUUGGUUCAGGCCGCCUCCAGAGUUGAAGCGCUCCCACCGGCUAUUGACGAAAACGAGACCGUGAUGGCGGUUGCUCAGCAGCGCCCCUCCAAUUAUGGCUCGACCCCGCGUGAGCAACCCGGAGCGGAUGAGCGUUUCAGAGGAAAGUGGUCAACUAAGAGACAGCCCGCCAGGAAGCCGAAUUAUCACGCAGGACGCUAUCGCGAGCCGCAGCAGCGUGGAGAGCCACAGCAGCGUGGAGAGCCACAGCAGCGUGAGAGCCGCAGCAGCGUGGAGGGCCACGGCGGCGUGGGGAGCCACAGCAACGUGGCAGAGGGCGUCGUUUCCGUUGCCCAAGAUGCGACAAACUGGCCCAUCGGCCGACACUCCCUGUCCAGCGUUGUCCAGGAAGUAUGUGAUGGUGGAGUGCAAAAUCGGAGCUUCUGGACCAAUCCGUUUUUAAUUGAUUCUGGCGCGGAUGUCAAUGUGAUUGGAGGCAGGGAUUGGGAGCAAAUUAAAAGUGAUGAAAGCGACAUUAAGAUGAUCGACCAUCAGCAGGGUAGGAAGCUUCGAUCCUAUGCCACGGAGACCCCGCUAUCAAUCCACUGCGCAUUCCGUGCCAGGGUGGACGUGGUCCACGCGGCAAAACCGUCGGUCACUGCCGACUUCAUCGUCGUAAAAGAAGGACGGCAGUCGCUUCUUGGACGGACGACAGCGGGCGAAAUGAAACUGUUGCAGGUCGGUUUCGAGAUGCCGGGCGUAAAGGUCAAGUUCAGCGUGGACAAAACGAUACCCCCCGAGCGAAACGCAUAUUAUAAUGUGCCCGCAGCCUACCGAGAGGCUGCUCGUCUUCGUUUGCAAGAAAUGGAAGAUUUGGGGAUCAUCGAGCGCGUUGUGUCAGCACCGGAGUGGAUAAGCGGGAUGUCUGCGGUGCCAAAGGGCAAUAGCGAUUUCCGUCUCGUUGUAAACAUGAGGGGUCCGAACCGUGCCAUCAAGCGCGAAUACUUUCGCCUUCCACUCAUGGACGAAAUCAGGGUCAAGCUGCACGGGUCCAAGUUCUUCUCUAAGUUGGACCUUACCAACGCGUAUUAUCAUUUGGAACUGAGCAAGGAAUCCCGGGACUUAACAACUUUCCUCACAGAAAACGGAAUGUUUCGUUUUACGCGUCUCAUGUUUGGGGUAAACGCAGCGCCCGAAAUUUUUCAAAGAGAAAUGUGCCGCCUGCUGGAAGAGAUUCCGAAUGUGAUCAUCUAUAUCGACGAUGUCCUGAUAUACGCCGACUCGCUGGAAGAACUACGUGAGACCACGGCCAAGGUUAUGCGGAUCCUGCGUAAUAACAAUCUCACGCUGAACACGACGAAGUGCGAACUUGACAAGACGAGAAUAAAAUUCUUGGGGCACGAACUCGACGCUGAUGGAUUCCAUGUGGAUGAAGCCAAAAUCAAAGACGUUCGCCAAUUCCGUCCACCCAAAACGGUAUCCGAGUUACGAAGUUUUCUGGGUUUGGCUUCAUUCCUGAGCCCCCACUUGGAGAAUUACGCAGACUUAACGAGCCCACUCUGGGCAGUAGCGAACAAGAACACUUGGAAGUGGGAAGCCGAACAGGCCGCAGCGUUUGAGCUCACCAAGGAGCGGAUCGUGCAGUGUACUGUUACGCUGGGCUACUUUUCGGACGAAGAUAAGACAAUCCUGUACACUGACGCUUCUCCCAACGCACUCGGGGCAGUCUUGGUGCAAGAAAGUGCUGGGAAGCCCCCCCGCGUGAUCAGUUUCGCAUCGAAAGCAUUGUCCGAGACAGAAAAACGAUACGCUCAAAACCAACGUGAAGCACUUGGGGCGGUGUGGGCUGUCGAACACUUCGCCUAUUUUCUGCUCGGCCGGGAAUUUACGCUGCGAACAGAUGCGAAAGGUGUUUCGUUUAUCCUCAACCGGUCGCGAGAAAGCUCCAAGCGCGCUCUGACAAGAGCGGACGGAUGGGCUCUGCGCUUGAGCCCAUACAGGUGUUGGGUAGAGUUCGUGCGUGGUCGUGACAACAUUGCUGAUCCGUCAUCUCGGCUUUACAUUGGCUGUGACGCGCCCUUCGACGACCAGCAUAGUCCUUGGGAGAUCGGCAGGUUGGAGGCAAACACAGUUGGAUUCCUGACAGAGCGAGAACUACGGGAAGCUACUUCGAAGGACCGUGAACUUCAGAAGGUUAUUGACGCAGUCGAAUGUGGAGAUUGGCCAAAGGAACUGAAAAGGUUUCAUGCCUUGGCCGACGACCUGACGAUUCAAAAUGGAAUCCUGGUGAAAAGCGGAUGCGCUGUAGUCCCGACCGUACUUCGUAGGAAGACGCUUGAAUUGGCCCACGAUGGGCACCCCAUGGCAGUGAAGUCUACGAGUUUUGAAUGUACCAGGAAAGUGCUAGACGAUAUCUUUGAACGAGAAGGUUUUCCCAAAUCCAUUCGAUCCGACAACGGACCACCCUUCAACGGGGCUGAGUACGGGAAGUACUGUGCGGAGAGAGGAAUAGAGACCAUCUUUUCGACGCCUUUGUUCCCUCAACAAAACGGUCUGGUCGAAAACUCGAUGAAAAUCGUAAACAAAGCGACAAGUACAGCUAUUUCGGAGAAGACCAACUACAUCGAGGAACUACGAUCGGCGGUCAACGCCCACAACGCGGCUGCACACUCCGUGACCGGGGUACCACCGGAAGAGGUGAUGAUGGGCCGGAAAAUAAAACGUCGUCUACCCCUUCUGUCACAUGCGAAGGCGAAGCAUAGUGAAAGUGACAUUGAUACCCGAGAUAAACGAGCAAAACUAGCAUCGAAGGUCAAGGAGGAUGCACGCAGAGGAGCACGGCCAUGUCGAAUUGGCCCCGGAGAUACCGUGAUUGUGGAGCGCAACGUCCGCCAAAAAGGCGACACCCGGUUCGAUCCAACGCGGUACACGGUUCUUGAAGAAAGGGAUGGGAACCUGAUGUUGACCAAUGACUCGGGAAACAUUCUUAAGCGUCAUGUAUCCCAAACCAAAAAGGUGUUCGGGUGGCGUACUUCGGCGGAAUGUGAAGCACAACUCAACUUGCGACCAGACCGCGCAAGGAAUUCAUCUGGUGGAAACCGAAACUCGACGGAUGAGGAACGCGAUCCAGAACUAGAACCGGUACGUCGUUCAACUCGUGAGAAGAAAAAGCCUAGUUACUUGGAUCAGUUUGUGCGACGUGUUGAUCGUGUAUAG